This is a messenger RNA of Rotaria sp. Silwood2, 809 nucleotides long. Lineage: Eukaryota; Metazoa; Rotifera; Eurotatoria; Philodinida; Philodinidae. The record is from the annotation of a GenBank genome assembly.
AAUUGGGAGUAAAUGGCAAAGAAGACUAUAUUAAUCUUGUAUCAACCGAAAAAUGGCCUACCAGUAUAAUGAAUAUACCAAUAACAAUCGAAAAACCGAAGUUUAUUCCGGAUUGUUUUGCAUUAGUCAUCAGAUAUAUACCUCGCGGUAUGGAUUUUGAAUUUGUAAAAGAAGAAAUAUCACGAUCCAUCGCAUCAGUUGUAAAUCUAAAGAGGAUUCAAUAUUCAUACAAUCGAAAAACCGAUGACUAUCGCUUUCACGUUAAAGAUUUACAAGAGUAUAAUCGAGCGCUCAACAUGAGACGUAUCUCAAUUGGAAAUGUUAUAGUACCAAUAACACAAUUUUUAGAAGGUAAUAAAUUAACAUAUUGUACUCGCUGUUGGCGUUUAGGGCAUAUAAGAAAUAAAUGUUCAGCUCCAACGGCUCGCUGCCGAAUAUGUCUACAAGAAAUUACUGAUAUUCAAAGACAUAACUGCUCUCAACAGCCAAAAUGUGCUCAAUGUGAUGGUAAUCACCAUUCACUUAGUAGUCAAUGUGAAUCCAUAAAAGCAUACAAAAUGCAACUAAAAGAAGAAGUCGAUAACGCACUCGCUCGUGGUGUAAUACAUAGAUCAGAACCAAAUAAGCAAGUACCAAUUUUCGAUUCCGACGACUUCCCAUCUCUAUCAAAUUUUAAUCGAAACAAAGUAGCAGCUUGGGGAUCAAAGCAAGUACCAACGCAUCAACCAACAACUGAAUGCACAGAAAUAGCAGGUGUUCUUACAGCAUUAAAUAAACAGUUGUUAAUUAUGACUGAAACAAAUACAUAA